UGAUAAUUUUAUGGACAUAUAUAGCAAAACAACAAAAGAAUAAACGAAUUAUUCGAUAUCAUUUAAUUUAAAAUUGAAAAUUUAAAACUUAAACAAAGUUAAUAUAUGUAUUUCAAUACAUCCCGAUACAAUUCAAACUAAAGUAUUUAACCAAUGUAAAUGAUAAGGUUUGUUAACUCUACAUGAGCUUGGAUUUGCAAGAAAGUAACGAAACACAACAACUAAUGCAGAAUGACGCCGAGGAUGAAGAGCAGAAGGUGUCAUUAUCAGCAACAUCGCCUGUAACGAGUAAUAAAAUGUCUAGUGGAGCUGCAAGUUUAACAUCUAAAAAUGCUCAGGCAUUUACGAAUACAGCGAAUAGCUUGAACGAUUCUACUAAAAUGUCGUACGUCAAUGAGCGACGGCAACAUCGAGACUUCAUGCGUGCAUACAACAAUAGGCCUAAACAUAUUCCAAAAGAAACACCAGAUGUGAAGCAUAUGGAAAAAGCACUGUUGGAAUUACUAGAUGAUUUUCAUACUGGGAAGUUGAGUGCAUUUAGCACUGGAUGCAGUAUGGAGCAAAUGAUAAAUGUUAGGGACCAACAAGAACACUUAGCAAGAUUACACUUCAGAUUGUAUGGUGAUCCAGAAAAGCCUUCAGAGGAUACAUUUGAAAAUACUUCAUCCAAGGACAAAAUGAGCCAACUUGUGCAGAGUUUGGAACAGUUGUCCACUUCUAUUGAACAUUUGCAGUCUGAUGAAGUAGCAAGCACUAGUAGUGAUAGUAAGGAAUGAUCGUUAUAAGCCUAGUUCUAACCUUGCAAUGGUGUAUAUUUAUAUCUAGGUAAAAAUUGUGGCAGAUACUGGGGGACCUUUUAUUAAAUAUGUAUUUUAAUGUCAGUUGGUUUAUUAAUGGUUACUGUAAUAUAUAAAAGGGGUAAUUUUCACUGAAAUCUUGUUCAAAAAUAUAAUUC
Messenger RNA from Zerene cesonia (dogface butterfly), 955 nucleotides. RefSeq names its product coiled-coil domain-containing protein 28A. The record is from RefSeq and is a predicted model, not a curated record. NCBI's taxonomy places the organism in Eukaryota, Metazoa, Arthropoda, Insecta, Lepidoptera, Pieridae. The transcript has a single exon. Bases 183 to 776 code for a protein of 197 amino acids.